AUGGCUGCUUCUCGAUCUACUCGUGUCACAAGAUCAACAGUAGGGUUAAAUGGUUUGGAUGAAAAUUUUUGUGGCCGAACUUUAAGAAAUCGUAGCAUCGCUCAUCCAGAGGAAGUUUCUUCUCUUCCACAAGUAAGAUCAAGAUCACCAAAGAAGAAACCAGAAUCUCUGCAGACUCAAAAGGGAAAUAACAGUGCACGAAGUAACGAUGUGAAACAGCAAAGUUCUAGGGAAUCAUGGGUAAGCCCUCGAAAGAGGGGACUAUCAGCUUCAGAAAAGGAUAGUGUUGAGAAACAAAUUGUGGACAAUUGUGAGAAGAAACAAGGGGAACCUCAUUCACCAGUUUUAAAGCGAGUUAAGCGCUGCCUGCGUUCAGAGGGACAAAACAGUUCAGAAGAAGUGUUGUCCUCUAAAACAGGGAAGGAACGAUUGGAACGCAAGAGUUCAGUACCAGACAAUGCUGCAGUCACUCCAGGAGCUAAACGAGCUUGUCGAUGUCUUAUAUUGGACGAUAGUGAUAAAAGGGAAGUUAAAAAAGUGAAUGCUUGUGCAGAAAAAAUUAACAGUUUCUCAGUAUCCGAAGAACUUGCAGGUUGUCAGACUGUCAAUGGAGUUGAUGGGAGAGGUCCAAAUGCUGCAAAGUGUGACAACUGUCAGCCUGAUGGGACUACUGCACAAAACAAUGUUGUUUCCUGUUCAUCUAAGGAAAAAGAUGUUGCAGAAAAUGGAAAUGCAUUGGCCCACUCAUCAUUUUUUCUCAACAGAAAUAAAGAGGACAGUUUUGUUGACCACAGUGUGCCUUGCACAAAUUCACAAGAACAGUUAACAUUAGAGGACCACAAACAAUUAAACAACUGUUUGCCUGAGGAAACUACUAAUCAGGCACAUGAGUCAGGUACGGGUACGGGGUCCUCUUCUGAAAUCCAGUCACCUUUAUUAAGGGAUUCUGAGGAGGAAGUAGACGUGGUGGGUGAUAGCAGUGCCUCAAAAGAACAGUCUGAAAAAACCAACAGCAACCUGGGCAAUUGUCAUGACAGUACAUCAGUCUCAGGUGAACCUGAACCAUCAGUUUCUGUUUUGGACUGUGUUUCCACUCAAAUUGCAUCUGUGUCAGAACCUCAAGAACACAGAUACACACUGAGAACAUCACCAUGGAGGGUGGGCACAGCAAAAGGUAGCCCUACUAAACAUAACUCUCCAUGUAGAGAAAAUGGACAGCUUGAGGAGAACAAUCACAGUGCCGCUGAAACGAAUGUAGAAUCAAGUAUUACCAAUAUCAAUGGGUCUUCUGUAAACACAGAUACUGUUCUGAAUGAGAAAGAGAGAAGUUGCGAUUCCGGGGAAUAUAUAGAUGAAGGACUAAGUAAACCACCCCCAGAGGCUAGACUUGUUACUGGAUCCCUACCAUCUGCCAAAGAGAGUGCCAACCUUCAUGCUGUAGAAGAGGAAGAGGAAGAGCCUGAUGUGUAUUUCUUUGAAUCAGAUCAUGUGGCAUUGAAACACAACAAAGAGUAUGUGUAACUAUGGUAACCAUGGAUUCUGCUUUUUGUUUGUUAUUCAAGCCCCUAGUUUUUCAAAUACUAUUACAUCUGCCUUAGUGUAAUUUUAUUUAAAUAAUAGUUUUCUUUAGAAUACACUUGAAUUCUGCAAGAACUAUGAUUUAAGUAUAUUAUUUUAGUGUGAGAAUAUAGCAGGAAGUUGACUUUAAGGCUGCAAUCUUAUAUCUAUCUAGAAGCAAGCCACAUUGAACUCAAUGGGUCUUAUUGCUGAGUAGACAUGUAUAGAAUUGCAGUGUAAAACUUCAUUGUUUUUGAAAGCUAAUUCAGAAUUAGAAUUUUACAUUUCAGGUUUUAUUGCAACAUUUGAGUGAAAAUUUUUAUUAGUAUGCUAAAUACAGUGUAGUCUGUAGAAUAGUGAUAUUAGUGUACAUAGCAGAGUGUAUAAAUUGUCAGUGAGUUAUGGCAGUUACAUAGCAUUGCAAAAGAGAUUAAUUUAUAUAAGCUUCAAAUUAAUUAACCUGGUUUACGUUUACUGUGUAGCAGUUUCUAAACUUACUCUAAAACUGUCAUCUGUAAAAUCUAGUAAUGUUGCAUGGAAUUCAGCAUUGUGAAUUUCAGUUUGCACAGAUGAAACAAUCCCUUCUCUCCUCUCCCUGUGCGCUGUUGGCGUUCUUCGACUUCCACAAGUCAAUUUUGGGAUGCAUGCAAGCGGAAGUCCCCAUUUGUGCAAGCAGAAGUUCUGCUGAUCAGGCUUCUUAUAUGAAUCCCUCUCAUAAUAAAAUCAUAUGGUUCAUCAAUUAGGUUUAAUACAUUAUUAGCUGUAUAAAUAUAUUGCUUGUCAUUUUGACAGGUGGAGGUUGGGAAGGUUUGUGAACUGCAUAUAACCUUCAAGGUAUAUAGAUAGUGCUUUUCCAUGUGAAUCCUCAACAGCUAAACAUCCAACAGUGAAUUAUUCUUAACCGCCCCCCUGCCCACAUUUGGCCUUUGCUGGGUACAGGAGGCUGAUGAAGUAGCAAAGUUGAUGAAGUAGCAAAGUGUGGUAGGCUUUGUGGUCUAGAUCAGUAGUGGUUUAGACAGUUGGUGUGGGCUGGGAGAGAGAAGUUCAGCUUCUGGAUCUUAAAUGAUAGUCCCUGUAUAAUGGAAUAGUCAAAUAUGUAAAUAACCCAAGACCUUGUUUAUGCAACAAGAAAUAUUAAGUUACUUUGAAUUAAUAUGUACUUUUGAGAUUUGGAGUAUGUUAAGAAUGUCUUCCUAUUCUUGGAGUUAAACAUUUUGUCACUGUUUAUUUAGUUGCAUUCUGGGUACCGAAUAGCUAAAGUAUUAAAGGCCAGUUAAAAGGCUAAUUUUCUGAUGAACAGAGAAACAUGAUAAUUUUCUAGCAAUAAAUAUGGUUUUGUACAUUCAGUUGUAACUUUGGACAUUGUGACGCAGAAGUAGCAGAUGAUUGUCUUUCAUCUCUGGGAUCAGUGACUGUACUAUUACUUUUGGAGUCACAUCACUUAAAAUGGAUGUUUUUACUGCUGGAAUUAGAUAAUGUGCUUUGAAUAAAAGCAAUUGGGUUAGAAUAGUGUUUUUUCCCUGUUAACAUUUUGUGGAAAUAACUGCAAUAACAACAAUUGACUGCAGUUUAUUUUCCUCAUAAGAAUUUGAAACAUAUUCACAGCUUGACCUUGUUUUUAAGUUACGUUUUCUGUAAAUGGAUGUUUCCCCACUGUGAUCUUUUCUCAGUGAAUGCAUAAUUUUGAAACGGAAAUGAACUGCUGGAAGUCAGAUGUGGACUGAAAGGCCAUAUCAAACCUUGUUUGUGUGCUAGAGAUGUUUUAGUGGUUAACAGUUGUUGACAAAGUGAAGUUGGAUUUAUGUUUAUUUUUUAAAAGAACAGUGUUGCACCUUACAAAAAACUUUAGUUUUUGUUUGGCACAUGUUCAGUCAACGGAUAAAAGUUGAAUAUUUGUUCCAAGCCAAAAGCAUUGCCUUUGGUGAAGCUGGUACUUGUAUAUCUGAUGAUUGUGCUGUCACCAAGGGAUUUGUGUGUUUACCUUUUUUGUUGAUUUUUUUUUUUUUAAAUAUCCCACUUUCCUCCCAGACUGGGAUUGAAGGUGGUUUACACAAAUUAAAGCAACACAGAAAAAAAAUAUACCGGUAGAAAGCUAAAAAUAUAUAAAAGAUAAUAGUUAUCCCCCCGGUCUCCCAGAACAUGCAGAGAAAUGAAGAGGGCACGGCAAAGAGAGACAAGUUGACAAAGCUUUAGGAUGCUGGGGAAGUAACCAGUGGAGGAGCCUAGGGAGCAAUGGGAAGGUGGGGACCUUUAGUCCUUGCAACUGCCUCAUUGGGGCAAGGCCUCUUGGGCAGAGUAGCUGUGAUCACUAGGCCUGUGCUGUUUUGGUUUAUUUGAAUAAGGAGCUAACUUUACUGACACCAGGUGGUUUAUUGCUGACCUAACCCUUACUCCAGCUACUUUGAAUUGUGUCCGAAAACAGACGAGUGCCUGGAAGUAGUCAGUGGAGUUAUUAUAACAAGGGAAUCAUAUGUUCCCUAUAACUGGCCCCUGUUAACCACCUGGCUGCAGCUCUUUGGGCCAGUUUGAGUUUAUGAGCACUUUUCAAAGGCAGCCCCACGUAGAUUGUGCUACAGUAAUGCAAACAUGAUGUAAAUAAGGUGUGUGUCUUACUGUGGCCAGAUCAGACAUCUGCAGGAGUGGGUGCACCUGGUGCACUAGCUUUAACCAUGCAAAUGCACUUCUGGCCACCUGGGCAUCCAGGCUCAGGACUGAAUCCAGAAGCACACCCACACUGUGAACCUUAGUUUUCAAGGGCAGUGUUACUCCAUCCAGUACAGGCUGAAUCCAUAUUCACUGUUCUGGCUUCCGACUGAUCACGCGUACCUCUGUCUUGUCUGGAUUAAGUUCCAUUACUGAUGGCACACCAGUUUAUAACUGAGACAGUUUAGAACAGUGUCUCCAAAUCCCAUCCCAUUAAGGUGGUCCAGGAGGGUCCAGCAGAACCAACCGGGACAUACACUGGGAAUUGGACAAGGGAAGUAUGUCAAAAGCCGCCUCUGUCCUAUAACUAGGCCUAAAACCAGAUUGAAUUUGAUCUAGGUAUUCCAUCUCAUCCAGAAACCCCUGGAGCCUGAGAUGCCAGUAUACACCCUAGUACCUUGCCCAGAAAUGGGAUAUUGUUGAAUUGUUUGAAUGGUUGGAUAAAUGGUAGCUGCUGCUUUUUAUAAUGUUUCAUAGAUACAUAUAGAUUAUUAUCUCAUAGUCAUCUCAGCAGGCACCUUUUAUUUUAGCCUUUAAACAUUUGCUGAAAACUUUUCUAUGUCACUAGGCUUAGGAAGACCAUUAAGAAUAUAUCUUUUGUAAUAGCUGAUUAUCUGUGAUUUUAAAUUUUUAUAUGGUUUUUAUUGUAUAGAUAUAAUUGUUGUAAACUGCUUUGAUAUUUUUUAAUGAAAUCAUUAUAGAAGUAUUUUUUAUACAUAAAUAAUUUUUGGAAUAUUUUGGUUACAACAGCUCUGGCUGCUCUGUAGAAGGCAAAAAGAAUAAAAUGUGUGUACUUUUUAUGGCCAAAUCCUUUUUUUCUGAUUUUAUUUCCUCUAGAUGGAAAAAAGAUCCUUCUUUUUUUUUUUUGGUAAAAAUAACUUUGUGUGUGUAUGUGUGUGUGUGUGAAGAAUAGCAAAUUGAAGAAGACUUGUUAAUUCAUUUCAUUCUUGGAUUAAUUUCAAAGAUUCCCCCUCCCAAUAACCCCAACUCUAGAACCAAUUGUGUGUGCCAGAAUUCACUUUGAAACACAUGAAGUAAUAAAAAGGAUAAUGGUUUUAAACAUGUUCAGAGUACUUUGUUUCUCGUCAGUUAAUGAACAAAAUGCAAUAACAGAACUAAAUAAUUUGGGAGGGCAGGAUUCUCAGUUUGGGCCUAAUGAAGCCAAUCUUCUCAUAGGCAAAAAGCUUUGGAAUAAGUUAUCUAUCAUGUGACUAAUAAUUACUGAUUCUUAUUCCACUUGUCUACUAAAAGUUCCCAAAGGCAAGUCCAACUUAGUUUGCCGUUAAACUGUUAAAAGACUAGAAUAGCAAAUAUCUCAUAAAAUAUGUUUCCUUGAUCAGCGGCCUGGUUUGGAUGGUUAUAUCUGCUCUCUAUAUUCUGAAUCAUCCUCUAAAUUUCUUUCAGAGAGACCACUACACCUGGAAUUGAGCUCUGCUCUUCACCAGCUCAUAUAACUUUUAAACACCUUUUCCAGUUGUUCCUGUUUACAAGUGCUGGUGCUGGAGUGGAGCAUUAUUCCAGGGUUUGGGUCUAAAUACCCACCUUCCUCCUGAGCAAAACUGACAGAAUCACACCUGGACUUGAGCUCUGCUCCCAACCCAGCCUAGCCCAAUUUGCAAUGUCUCUUCAAUAGACAUGCAUUUAACAGGGUUAUUUUUCCGAUAACCAGUAAUGAUUGUCUGGAAAAUACUGGAACUGAUAUAUAUUUACUAAAUUUUGAAAACCGACUGCAGACAGAAUGUUCUUGGUUUUCUAACUAUGGUAUGGCUUCUACAUACCUUUACCACUUGUGUGCAACUUCCCCUCACUUCUCUUUUCAGAAUUACGUCUAUACUGGUGUUAAUUCUAACAUCCCACUUCUAAUCAUGUGUAUGCUUUUAUCUCUUGUUUUGAGCUCUCCAUGGUUGCUAUUAUCAUGAAUGCAACCUGAAACUGCACUAUAGUCAUAUCUGAAAAGGGAAUGAGGGAAGGGAUUUUGGUGUGAAAGAAGAUGGUGUGAGAAGUGAAUGAGCCUACUGGGAGCUUUCAGUCUCACAAACAUGGUAAAGGGAUCAGGAACACUAUGUCUGUCCUGGUACCAGUGGUUUAUCAUCCUCUUAAAAUGCUCCACAAAUUAUAUUUUCUGUUUUACCUUGCUGUCGUUGCUUAUUGUUCUCCAGUCUGGGUUUUAAAGUGUGUUAAAUAAAUAAUUAGUGUAUACACAAUUAAUAAUGUGAUUCCACAGCAGGAAACAAAAUAAUUGUUUGAAAUAGCAGAAUCAAUUAAAAAAUAAUGAAACAUUUCCCUUGAGAUACAGGACGUGCCUUGUAUAAACUUUUGCAGGAAGUUCAUGACUCUUAUGUUCUAAGUAAGCCACCUCUGUGCUUUAUCAGAACAAAAACUAAAUCUGUCACAUUAGCCUGUUAGUAUAUUACAAAAGAUGCUAUGUUUGUUCCAUUUUAAAUUUAUAAUACGCUUGGUCUCAUCAUAAGAAUAAAAAUAGACAUUCAUAUGUUGCAUUUUCAAAACAGGUUAUACUCUAACUUCUGAUUUAUGAAGUAUGAAUAUUUUAACAGUAUAGAGUCUUAUCUGAGCGCCGCACCCCAUAAUCGCCUUUGACUGGACUUAACUGUCCAGAGGUACUUUACCUUUUACCUUUACUCUGUUAGUUAAUGUUGAAUAAGGAGAAUCUUAUUUUUCUUGACUAGAGAAGCAGAGGUUUAUAAAAAUGGGCAUUCAGUUCUGCCAUUGAUAGAUUAACUUCAUACUGUCAGUAUGAAGAAAAUUUUUGAAACAUUUACUUGUUGGAGAUAGUGUUUAGCUUUCUUUUUAUGGGUUUUUCAUCUAUCAUCUGUUAUCAUGAUGAUACAGAAAAAAGACUUAUUUAAAUGUCCUGUUGUGAUAUUUCCCUACAUAAAUUAUGAAUCAGAAAGUGAAGCAUAGAAUUCAGUUGUUGUGCUGCUGAUAAUAUAGGAGUAGUUUUAUGAGUCCAUGCAAUUUCAUAGCAGUCCUUACAUAUGUAUGGUUCUUUUUUGGUGUUGGCAGGAUUUUGAUUCUCGUAAGAAAAAAGGCAGUUGUAAUGAGUUAUGUAUUUUGUAUUUUAAACUUCGUUUCAGUUGCAUUAGUAUUUAAUUGUUAUGCGAGCCACCUGUGGCAGAUGCGUGGUGGAAUGGCAUAAUAUAUAUGUAUUCAAAAUAAUGUUUUGAGAUUAAGUUUGUUAGCUUUUGUGUUGGCAAAAAAGUUAAUUGUCUUACAGUUGUAAGAUUGGAAACGUUGCCUAGGGUGAAAAAAGAAUUUUAUUUAGAAUACUAAUGAGGUUACUAGUAUUCAAUACUUACCAUAUGAUUGUGUGAAUGUAUAUUUGGGGUGGAUCCAGAGAUAUACCCGUGGGUGAGGUGGAAAGUGACUUUUCCACCCCAUCCUCUCCCAGACAGUCUUCUGAAAAGGCUUCUCAAUUCCUCUGCUGAAUGGGGUUGGAUGUGGUAUGGGAGACGAAGGGGAAAGAUUGUGGAAAAUCUCUACUCACAGAGAUGCUUUCACACUUUUCUUCAAUCUUCCUCUUCUGCCACACCACAUUGGGGAUCACUUAGGGGUUCUCCAUAUGUGGUAGCCACUUCAGGGGGACCUCUAAUUUUUUGUUAACCUCAAUGGUUCAUCAACCAGCAGGCAGGCAGGUUGAUCUUUGCAAUACAUGCCCAAUGCCUACGCUGAACCAGUUGCAUCUGUAACCAUUAAAGUUGUGGCCUAAUUUGAAUCCAGCAUGUGUUUCCUGUUCCCUUUCUUUUGUCUGUGCACUCCACCUCUGCCUCACUGUGCCUGGGCCCACAAAACAGUAGACAGCAGUGUAAGAACAUUUUAAAGGAAGCACUGUGGCAAUAAAUAGUUCAGGAGUCCCCUAGCUCAUGUAUGAGUGCCUACUGGGUAUGUAGCCUUGUGCUUCUGUGUAGAUUCAGCGUCUUCUUUGGCUCUAGGAAGUAAACACAUUUUCUAUCUGUCCUUGGGGCAAUCUGAAAUUAUUAGUAUAAUGAAAAUGACUAAUUAUAAACAGAUUUUAAUUAUUUGGACUGACGGAUUGCUUUGUAAAAAUAAAGUGGCAUGAUAGACCGCUUAACCCAUAGCAGCUUAAAUAUAAAUCGCAUAAAAUAGUUUAUUGAACUAAGUCAGCUGAGAAACUAAUUCUUCUACUGCAAACUAUGUCGGAAUUUUGACUGUAAAAAAAGGACUAUAUGAUCUUUCAAAUAUUUAGAAGGCAAAGACUUAAAAAUGCAAAACAUAUGUGAAAUCUUUACUAGUUCAUUUCAUGGGUUGUUAGACCUGAGAACUGUGGUAUUGCUCAUAACAAGCAAUCAUAGAAGUCGGUAUUACUUCUAAGAUUGCUUUCAGAAUCCCUGUGUGCAAAUAUUAGUGAGUAACUAAUCAAUGUGCAUGUAGAGAGGCUGUGCAUGAAUUCCCAUAUAGACCUUGUCAGACAGUAGUUUCCAUAAGGAUUGGACCUCAUAUGGAAAUCCAGAACUGGCUAUUUUUUGCGUUCUUUUCUUAGUCCCCUCUUCUCAUUCUUCUGUGUCCAAUGUGAUAAUGAGGCAUAUCCUACAUUCAGACAACUUCAGGAUCUCCCAUUAGUGAUUCACUUUUUCCUUUCCUGUUGACUGCUCUCGCUAUGGAAGGAAGUGAAUGCCUAUACUAGGAAUUCAUCCAGUUAUUUAAAUUAACUACCCUUGGCAAAGACUUGCCCAGUAGCUUGUCUGGGAAAGCCAUUCAAAUGCCAGCAUAUUUCUUCUCACAUGAGAUGGAAAUCAAAUUGUUGCAUAAAACAUUUCUAGCUGGACGCACUUCAUGUUUAUCUAGCUACAAUGAACACACUAAGAUUCCUGAGUAUUCAGCCUAAGAUGUAAAUAUAUUGAUUUUUUUUUCCAAUAGUAAUGGGAAAAUAUUCCAAUUUUGCACCAUUAGGUAUGUAUUCCUUGUUGGGUUUGUUUUAUCAUAUGCUUAGACAGUUAUGUAUAGGAACAAUUAUGCACAUUUAAGUUUCUUUUCCUGUUGCUUCAGUGUCAUAAUUAUUCAGGCCCGCCCACACAGGAGUUGUAUAUGUUUGUAUAAACUAUAAAAAGCAGCUACCCUCUGUGAAUAUGUAUUUGCAAGGCUUGUUGUCUAACAUAUUGUUAGAAAAACAUUUAUCCUGUUGGGAUUUGUGCCUAUUAAGCCAGUUAAGUACUGCUUUUAUUAAUGUGCUUAAUAGUAUCGCUAAGCAAAAACAAUGCUUUCCUUCUGCUAAAAAUAAAUAAAUCCUGUGAACAUGUAUGAACUCCUAAGAUGUCAAUGCCAAAGAAUUAUUCUUUCUGUGAGACAGCAGUGUAAGCAAGAACUCAUUAUUUAUGCUUUAGGAAAAUAAUAAUAAUAAUAAUAAUAAUUUAUUUAUACCCUGCCCAUCUGGCUGGGUUUCCCCAGCCACUCUGGGCGGCUUCCAACAAAAUAUUAAAAAUACAAUAAAACAUCAAACAUUUAAAACUUUCCUAAAUAGGGCUGCCUUCAGAUGUCUUCUAAAAGUCAGAUAGUUGUUUAUUUCCUUGACAUCUGAUGGGAGGGCAUUCCACAGGGCAGGCGCCACUACCAAGAAGGCCCUCUGCCUGGUUCCCUGUAACCUCACUUCUCGCAGUGAGGGAACCGCCAGAAGGUCCUCGGAGUUGGACCUCAGUGUCCGGGCUGACACAUGUCAGAACUCUGCAUUUGUGUGGGUGUGAACACAUACACUCACAAUAAUACUGAAGAUAUAAACCAUUAAUGAUGCAGAUAGGAAGGAACUUGAGGCAUGUCUUUGGUAAGACAAAGCAAAAGAAAUAAGAUAUAAUAGCUUUCAGUAUAAAUAAGAUAUCAACAUGAAUUGCAUCACUGAAAAGUGAACUAUACCAUCCAUGCAAAUGUGUAUAACAGAGCCUUGGCUCUGUCCUGAGGCUGCUUUAUCAUUAAAAGAAACACAAACAGUGGACUGAGACCUGCAGUAGACCUUGGACCGCUUUCAGAUGGGGCUCAGUCCACAGCCUGCCCAGUGCCUGCUCACUUAGUCUGCCUCACCCCCUAGCUAUGCCAAAACCUUUUGCCAGGCAAGGUUUUGUGGUAUAUUUGUGGUAGUUGGGGAAAAUUAACUUUGAUUAACCUCAUUGACUACAAUAGAUAGAUCGAUAGAUCGAUAGAUACUUAGAUACUUCCUUUAUCCAGGUAUCAGGGUGAUACUAGUCUAGUAUGUUGGAACCAUAUUUAUAGUGGUAGGUAGAAAUAUACUGUGCAGCAAGAAGAAAAAGUCAUUGUUUUGUGGCUUACUCAGCAUCCAGGUUUUUUAUACUUGUUAUGUGUUUUUGCUGACAUUUCUAUAAAGCAGUCAAUCCUACCACUAUUUCAGAUUAAAAGAACUUCUGAUACACAUUCUAUUGGUGCACUUAAAAAAUUACUUUUAAUAUAUGCAGUCCUGUUUAAAAUAAUAUGCUUUGUUUGAGUCUUUCAGAUAAGUGUGCUGGGUGCUGAGGUUUUGGGGUUUCCCCCCUCCUUUUCUUUGGUUAUUGUGCAUAGAAAUCUGUAGUGAGUUGUUUCCCUUUGUCUCUGUAGUUAUCAGAGACUGUUACAGACGAUUGCGGUACUCGAGGCUCAGCGCACUCAAGCAGUUCAAGAUCUUGAGAGUUUAGGCAGACACCAGAGAGAAGCGCUGAAAGAUCCCAUUGGAUUUGUGGAAAGUCUCCAAAAGAAGGUAUUGCAGUGGGAAUUUUUAAGCACCCCUGAGAGAUGUUUGAUAACGAAUAAUUCAUCUCCUGCAGACAAGUGCGUGUAAAUGGUAGAAUUAGGGGAAAACAUGGUCUUUCUAUAAGACACAGGCAAUUAGAGCUUAUUGAGUCUGUUACCUUCUCAACUACAUUGUUUGUUCAAAACUGUGUUUGUGAAGAUUUUGUAAUGAGGUUGUAAUGUUGGUUGAGGGCCUGUCAGAUCUAAUAGGUAAGGGCAAGAGUUUCCAUUCUUUUUCCCUUGUCUUUUCCCAAAUUCGCCACUUGGGGCUGGUUCUUCUGAUUCAGGGCCUCCCAUGCACUCAGGUAGUCGAGGUAUGAAGUGGUUCUCCAUACUGUGCCCAACUCCCAAUUUGUUUGGCAGUUUCAAUUAAGCUGUCUAUAAAAGCCACCACUCUCCAUAACUGAGGGGCAGAGGCAGCCAUUUCUCCUGACUUUAUACCUCCUUUAACCAUCAGUGACAUGUUCAGUGGCCUCCAUAUCCUUUCAUGCUUUAGACAGUGCCAAUGCUUGUUGUUGUUGGGUUUUUUAAUGGCCCCUUAACAUCCCAGGUACAAUUCACCCAGGGGUGACACUGAAACAUUGUGGUAGAAAAUGGAGUUUAUGCCCUCUCCCACAUCCAUGUCCCUCUCCAGAUAGCUUUCAGUGUAAACUGAGCCCUUCACUCCUGAUCUUACGAAGCCCUCUUACAGCCUGGGCACACUAAGGUCAAAAAGCGUAGGAGGCCAGAGGCAUGUUUGCUGGCCCUCAUUCCUCUACUCUUGACCUUGUGUUUAGCACACUGAUCUGCAGUGAACUUGCAGAAAUGUUCAGCUGAAUGUGCUUAGAAGCCUUCCCCCAACCAGGAACUCGAUAUUAUCAGGGUUCCCGAUUGUAAGGUUCCUGAAUGGAAGCCCCUUACAGACUUCUGUGCUAAAGGCUAAAAAAGACGAUUGUGGUGGGAAUGGGUACUCUUGACAUGGUUCAGGAUUUUGGGGUAAUGGUUGGUGCAGACCCCUAGUCUCUUCCUCCUCCCCUUGCCUUCACAUAUUUAGACUGAACAUUUGAAGAAGGCUUCUCUUCUUCAGAAGAGAAAAACAACAUCUCCAUGUGACCAGGUAUUCAUGCAUAGGAUUUGGCUCACACUGAAAGCUGUCUGCAGGUGGGGAAUAGGUUGCAUGCUCACACUAAUGUCCCACCACACUGUUUUAGGGUCAUUUGCCACCCCUAGUUGAAUGUAUGCUGCAGCUUUGUAAUUCCUCCUGCUUGUCAUUGACAGUUAAUUUACUUCUGAUUUUGCAGAGAAAGUUUAGAUGUCCUAGCAAAGAGAACUAGCAAUUGAGCUGUAUGAUGCAGUCAUGAGAAAGCAGAAGUAUCUGUUUCAGGCCAGUCUGUAGAUGUUUUUGUGGAACAUACUGCCAUUGAUUACAAUUGAAUUAUUAAGGGAAGAGCAUAUAGUGAGUGAGUUGUAGAGGGAAAUAUCCACACACAUUCUGAAGUUGUUUUUGACCAACUGUGGUAUGUUCUUUGAUUUAUAUUUCCUGGUCUCCUCCCUGUCUCUCUUAAUAUGCUAUACUUGCGCACAGACUAAAAUUUGAUGGGAAAUCAUGCUUUCUAUUUAGCUAACAAAAGACAGUAAGAGGAGAUGACUGUCACUGUUUUAAACAUGAACUCCAACAAGCCAUCAUUUCCCAUUCCCCUACAUAUUUUAUACACUUUCCUGUGUAUUACUGUUGGACAAGUUCCUUUUAAAAUGUGGAAAUACAGUAAAACAUGGCUUACUUUAAAACAGGCUCAUAUUAGUUUCAUAUUGCAUCAUUUGAAAGUGUGCUUUGUGUGUAUUUGUGAACUCUUUUCUUCUUAAUUUUGACUUUUUCAGGUUGACGUAGGGCUUCCAUAUCCACAGAGAGUUGUUCAGCUGCCAGAUAUAUCCUGGGACCAAUAUACUACAAGCCUUGGGAAUUUUGAAAGAGAAUUCAAAAACCGAAAGCGUAACAGUAGACGAGCAAAACUUAUUUUUGAUAAAGGUAAGUAAAUAACUAUGUCAUGGUGGUGGGGCACUCUAAUGCUCUUUAAUAAUUAUUUUCUAUUAUUUUCAGUAGGUUUACCUGUAAGACCAAAAAGCCCUUUGGAUCUCAGAAAGGAUGGAGAGGCCACUUCAUACUCUGUAUUGCCUUUCAGUGAUUGUCCAGAAGCUUCAGCAAACAACCGUCCGCAGGUAAAUACUACCAAAAAUAAGACAGAAGCUAUUUUCAGGAUUUUAUAAAACUGCAUUUUCGAUAGUUAUAAUGAAUUCAAAGGCACCAGUUUCAAAUACCUGCCCAUUGAGAAUAUUUAUUUUAAUGUGAAAAAUUAGAUGAUUUGCUUAGUCAUUCAUUGAGUAAACUGGUUUUGUUUGAAUAAAAUCCAGUUAAAUGAACUUCUCUAAAGUCUUGUCCCAUGUUAUGUACUGUAUUUAAGCAGAUGAUAAGAGGGCGACUUUGUGAUGAGACCAAACCUGAAACUUUUAAUCAGCUGUGGAGUACAGAAGAACAGGUAAUGGAAAACGAGGCUAGCAGAAUCAUACAAUUCUAUAAUGUUCAUUUGGUUUAUGCCCACCCCCAUUAAUGAACAAGUGGAGCUCUCUUCUGUGAAACAUUAAUUCGUAUUUAUGACCUACUUUGUGAUUGCUUCAGAAAAAGCUUGAAUUACUACUCCUGAAGUAUCCACCAGAAGAAAUAGAAUCUCGACGAUGGCAGAAAAUAGCUGAUGAACUGGGAAACAGAACUGCGAAGCAGGUAAUAGGGAGCAACACUUGUUUGAGGUCUGUGCAGUCCAACAGGUGGGUUCUGUGCCUGUGUAAAACAAGCCAGAGAACUAGGGGUGGGUAUCCAGUCCCUGGUGCAGAAGCUUCAAGAAGUUCAACAGGUGCCUUCCUGCUCAGUUCUCUUUUCAUGGCCCCAACAGACACUCAUCUGUUGCUUUUGCUAAGAGUUGGUGUCAUUGGUUAUACAGUUUCUUCUGGAGUGGUGAGAAGAAUAGCAGUGGGUGGCAAUCAGUUUUACCUUGAACCAUAUUUUCCACAAAAUCUAUUCAAAUUAUCAAUGUGUCUCUUCCCAGUAAUGAGCUACUAUCGAAGCUAAACCUUACCAGAGUUCUUUCAUAUGAAUAGCACAGAGGCUUCAGAAUUAUAUUCCUAUAUAAUGUCCACUGAGAACCUAGUUUUUGAACACCAGUAUUAUUAGUUUGUUGUUCUUUCCAUUUAAUUAAUGAAUUAGUAGGUAUUAGCAAGAAAAAUCUGGUCCUAACCCUUCACCGCCUUGGGGGAUAUCUUCAGGAGAAGAAAAGGGUAGGGAGUGAACCCUACACAAAUCCCUAAGAUGGACAGCACUUUGUACACCUCUUUCCAACAACAACCGCAGCCAAGCUGGUGCCAAACACAUUGCCCUGCAUUCCUUUGGAUCACAUAUGCCAAGGGGGUGGAUCCUGUUGUCUGAGCAGGACCUCUAUGCACACUGCUCUGGCUUGCGCCCCAGGGAGGUCACUUAGGUGCUGCUAAUGCAGCAGUUUGACUUCAUCCCUGGAGGCGUACUCCAUUGUCUCAUGAGACUGACAGAUGCCAACAAGUUAGGUAUGCUAUCAGUGGCAAGCAUCCCCCCCCCCAAUAACCCUUUAAUGGUACCAGCUCUCUAGUAAACUUUGUCUGCAAAGUACAGUGGUACCUCGGGUUACAUACGCUUCAGGUUACACACUCCGCUAACCCAGAAAUAGUGCUUCAGGUUAAGAACUUUGCAGAAAUCGUGCUCCGGCGGCGCGGCAGCAGCAGGAGGCCCCAUUAGCUAAAGUGGUGCUUCAGGUUAAGAACAGUUUCAGCUUAAGAACGGACCUCCGGAACGAAUUAAGUACUUAACCUGAGGUACCACUGUACAUGAAAAAUGGCAAAUUUCAGAUUUUCAGGUUGUUGCAUUGCACCUAGAGUAAAAUUAUAAAUGUGUGAAAAGGAUUUUUAUCCUAGACUGAAGAAAAUCCAUCUAACUCCUUUGAUUAAAGUUAGAGUUGACUCAAUACCACUAAAUCACAAUAAAUAUGAUCUCCCAGAGUUUAUGUUGUAGUUUGAAGGCGCAUCUAGGAUAUUUUUUAUUUGAAACGUGCAUUUUCCUCACUUACUCAUUUAUUAAAUUUCUAUACCUUUCUCAAAAAGAAGCCCCAAAGCCCACAUUUUGCUGAAGAGCAAAGUACAAUUUAAUAGUACUUACCAUAUUUUCUCUUUUGUAACCAGAUUCACAAGUAAGGCAACCAAUAAUGCCCUAUGAUAUGAAUGCAAUGUAGCAUUAUAUUAGGAACUUCUAGUCCUUCCCCCUUAAGACAUUUUAUAUGUCCUAGAUCUUUUCCUGGCCACAAUACAUUCAUUAAAUAGGUUUCCUCAUAAUCUGAAAAUAUUGGUAUCCUAUUAAAUAGGAAUUUAGAGAGAAUAUUUCAUAUUUUAAAUGAUCCUGAAUUGAAUAUACAUUGUUCUGAUCUUGUUGAAGGAAGGACAGAAUGAAAAAUAAUCUGUAACCUCUUACUUUGCUAAUUUAGCAAAUUAAAAUGCUUUAUUCCAUAACUUUUUGGUAUCUCAACUGUGGCUCUGUAUGUUCACUAUUUAAUUGCUUUCAAGCACCAGCAAUAUUGGGCAGAUAUUUUAGAAAAUGGAGGUGACACAGUCUUUAUACAAGUUACAGACAAAAUUAAGUAGGAGAUUAGGGAGGAGGAGUAGAAGCAAUCUGGGAAAGUGAGUGACAAGUGGGCAAACAGAGUUCUGGAAGGGCUUUGCAAAUGAAGCUGUUCUUGAUGACAGAUUUGAAGAGGAGUGCGAAGUGUUCUUAUGAAUAGGGAAGAGGGCAUGGCUUUAAGUGUAUGGGGCAGCAUGGCAGCUAGGAACUUAUGAGUGGCACAUUUGUAAAGUAGAUAAUGUUCACUGUGUCUCUGUUAAAUGUUUAAGGUAACAUUACCAGCUGCCAUCCAUCUCUCAUGUUUUUACCUUUUUAAAUACAAAACAUAUCUUACUAAUUGGUUUUAAUGUUUAGAAUUAGUGCCUAUAUGUAUUUUUAAAAAUCUGUUUUCACUCUUUCAGGUUGCCAGCAGAGUGCAAAAGUAUUUUAUAAAACUGACUAAGGCUGGUAUUCCAGUUCCAGGCAGAACUCCAAACUUGUAUUUUUACUCCAAAAAGGUAAUUGCUAGAAUAUUUCACAUCUGUUUCUGGCAUUUAGAUAAAAAUACAUUUGUGGAAAACAUGAAUGGUGCUUUAUCAGCACAUUUUACUUGUUUGUUUGUUUGCUUGCUUGCUUGCUUGUUUGUUUGCUUGCUUGCUUGCUUUGGAAGAAAUUUUCAGAAAGAGUAGCCUCUCCAUAGUGGUCAAAGACUGCCAAAUUUCAGACUGGUCUAGGGGCUUUUGUGCUGGACACCAUUUUAUUAUGAUUAAAAAACAAAACCCCAAACAUCAGUAACUCUUUUUUUGAGGGGGGGGGGGAUUAUAUGCAAUUUGGAGACAAGAUCACCCCUUUUUAAGGAUGAAUCAUGCCAAAUUUCAGAAGGAUACCUUCAGAGGUAUCGCAUAAUGUCAGCCAUUACAAUUGUAGCAGAUGGCUUAAAAAAGGAAUCACUUCAUCUUACCUAGUGUUUUGUGGACAAUUAGACUGAAAUUUACAGACAUAGAGGUGUUCUGGGGCAAGAAAACCACCAAAUUGCAGACAAAUAGAACCAGGGGAUUUUCGGAGUUAAUCUGGGGGGAUUAAUUUUCCAGACUGACUUAUUCCCUAGUGGUAUAGAAGCAGAGGACUGGGAAAUUUUCAGCAGUGUGUCACCAGUAUGCUGUGUAUUCACAUUAAACCAUAGUUUGUUUAAAAGAUAAUGGUUUAAAGCGCACUGUUGUAUGUCUUGUUCAUGUGUGUAAUAAAACUGUACCAUUCCAACACAAAUUUAUCCAUGGCAUUUUUUUCCUUUCCCCACCUUGCUGUUUUUAGCUUACUUGUAUUUGGUUUUUCCUUUCAAUCCCUUCCCAAAAUCUGAUGAUCACCAACCUGGCUGCUACCAUUAAAUAUCCAAUGAAUGGUUUAAAGUGAACAUUCAGUGGAAUAUCAGAGCAGCAGAUCCACAGUUUCAUACCAUGCCCAGCCAGGCCUUUUCCUCACCCCCUCAACCUCUGGUGCUCCACCUCUAGGCUAGUAUGACUGAGAGGCCCUUCCUUCUGUGGAUUUGUGGAGCUUUGGGUCCUACACAGUGGCAUUUUCCCUUCUUCGUUACUUAAAUUCUGUUUUUAAACUGGUUAUUAAACGUUUUGGUUUAAAGCACCCUGUUUGCAUUGGUUCUGAAGAGCCUUGUUGAUCGCUUACACAAAUCGUUUUACUUGUGGGAUUUUGUAAAUAGCGGGAGUGUUCUAUUUCACUUAAUUACUUAAUCAGAUUUUCAGCCAGUUUUUGGCAAAACAAUUUCUUGUUUUCAGAAUUCAUCAGUGUUUUGACCAUAUGUUGUAAUAAUGUCUUUAUAAUGAAAAUUAUAAGUCAUGUGGUGGUUCUUUUUCACUGCAUUUCAAACAGCAUUUGUUUGUUGUACUCGUCAGCAGUUUGAUGUGUAUCUAAAUGGCCUGUGAAUGUCCACAGAUGUGGGCCGAGACACGGCGAGGAUGCCUUUUCCUGAUGAGUAUUCAAUUCAUGUUGAAUCUGGUUUGGGGGAAGCACAUCAAAAUGCAAUAUUUAACAAGAAACUACAUGAUAGAUAUGGAUUGUGGCUAACGCUGUUUGUAUACAGCUUCCCAAACCAAUGGUGAGAACACAUUGGAUACUGUUAAAAUGUUACGAUGGUGGUUUCUUAAUACCAUUUCAUAGAUGGUGUGUUCUUCUGUUGUAGUCCUCCAGUAGAAGGCAACAUCCUCUGAAUAAACAUCUCUUCAAGCCCUCAACUUUCAUGACAUCCCAUGAACCUCCCGUGUAUAUGGACGAAGAUGAUGACAGAUCAAGUUUUCAUAGUCAUUUAGGCAAUGCAGCAGAGGAGGAAUCAUCGGUAUAUUUUUUAUUCUAAGUAGAUGAUUAUGCAUGAAUGUGCUGAGAGUUAAGACAGCUCAAGGAAUGCCUGUGUUGAGUAAAGGAAACUCUUCAAUAUAAUAGCAACAGGUUUUCGGUGCCAAAAGUGUUGGGUAAAGGUGUAUCUGUUUAUUUUUCCUUUCCUUUCCAAACCCCCAUGCGAGAGCUGAAAAUACUUCUGCUUUAAUCUUCAGCAGCUUGGUACAUUUCUUAUGUGAUUAUUAUUAUUUAACAGACAAGGACAGAUCUUCUUUGUACAUGCAGGUCCUGCUAUCUGCCCACCCGCUAUGUGAAAAUUCAGUUAUCCAAACAUAAAGAAUUAUGCCCAAACCUUGCUAUACACACUACAGAUUCAGAUAUCCAGACAGAAGGAGUUUGCCUACUUCCUUACUUGUUUUUUGGGAAGAAACCAUGCAGGGAGGAAGUGGGGAGAUAAAUCAGGGAGCAGGAGGGAGUGGACAAACCAGUUUUCCCUUUGUCUCUUGCUGGUUGGCUGCAGCCAUUUCAGGAAGAAACUAUGGAGGGAGUGGGAGAGAGAUCAGAUAAAUCACAGAUUAGAAACGUUCCCAUAGAAAUCAUUAGAAAUUGUACUCAUUUUGUGAACGCUUGCCAAAUGAAUGAUUUCCAGAGAAUUCAUUGUGGUUGGUAAGCAGGAUAACUCAGUGUUAGAGCUUUGAAUUCACAUCCCUCAGAUACAGCUCUAUAAUUAUAAGAUGACAUUGAUUUUACUGUGAGGAUUACCUACAGUGAUUCUGUGGCAUGUAAGUGUAAGCAGUAAUCAGAUAAAGAAAUUUAUCUUCCACAACUUCUCAGCUUGGAAAUGGUUAGGUGCAGUCUUUCCAGCUUGACCAGGCACAUUGUUUUCAUUCAUGGCAUUAGUUUAUUUUCUGUCUGGAUGUUCUGCUUCUAUAAGAAAAAAGAGAACUAGGCCAUUGCUGUAGUCCUAGGGCCACUUUAGUCCAUCCCUUCUGCUUUACCCCACCUUUGUGAGCAGCCAGAGGAGGCCUUCCACUUCCCUCACAGGUGGAACCUUCCACAGCAUCUCCAAGGCUGUGAUCCUCUGUGCACUUUAUUGGGAGUAAGCCCCAUUGAACUCUGCCAUAGGGGAGAACAAAGUGUGUUGUUUUUCAGGGCUCUCUCAGCAAGACAGGUGGCUUUUUUCAGAACAUUACUUUCCUGCUUCAUCCUCUUUUCUUCUACUGCUGUUCUUACUUCCCAUGCAUUUGUACAUCCUGGACUACUUUUUAUUUUGUAAUAGGCAGCUUUGGUCAGAGAUUGUCCUGCCUACCCUGGGAAGGGAACAUAGAACAGGAGGCUGAAGAAAGCCACACAAAUCCAAGUUUAAUGUGAUUUUGUUUUAUGAGACAUCUUGAGGGCUUUUAAAGGCAAAAGGCAGAGUAAAAAUAAAUCUCAUAAACGUUCUCCUAUUCUGCACCUCAGAUUGUAAAACUGUAUUGAAGGAUUUUGUUUGCUAGGUUUAUCUUUAGUGAAAACAAAUCUGUUCUCUAUCACAUUUCAAAGAUUACAUUAGAAGUCAUGCAAUACCCUAUUAGAAUUUUUCAUUCUGUCUUGGUUGCAUCUCUGCCUUCAGGGGACAUUCUGUUUCUUCCUGUCUCAAUAGUUCUUCAAAGCUUUCCAGCCACAUUUCUCUCCUCUUCCUAGCUAUCAAAGUGUUUUUAGAGCUGAUGAAUGAAUCUGAUAACUUAAAAAUCAAGCUCAUGUUAAUUUUUAAGAGGGAGAGGGGGAAAUGUCUUUUCAGUAAUGAAGCCAUUCUAACAUUUCUAUUCUUAAAUUUUGUCUUAGAGAGCAAAAACUCACAAAAAUCCUAUUUUCCUUUAGCAUUUGUGGAUCUGCUUAAACGGUUUGGAUUCUUAAUAUUAUUCAUUCUCUCCCCCCUCCCACCCUCCUCUUUAACAGGAUGAAGAAAGUAUCCCUGUAGCAUAUCGAGAAUUACCAGAAUACAAAGAGCUGCUUGAGCUAAAAAAGCUGAAGAAGCAGAAACUGCAGCACAUGCGUGCCGAAAGUGGUUUUGUGCAACACAUAGGCUUUAAGGUUAGUAAAGCUGGAGGGUUAAGUGGGAGCUUUCCUGCCACUCCUUUAGUCAACUUGGGUGGCAGGGUCAUUGGAUUAGAACAAGCGUAGUGUUUUAGAGUAGUCCAUGCAAGAUGAGUAAAACUAAAGAGAGAUUGAGAGAAAUUAUAGCUGUUUUUGGGACCUAGCCUUCAUGUUAGAAACUGGUUAUAUUGUACCUAAGACUGUUGUAAGCUGCCCCGGGAACUGCUGGUGUAGGGUAGGUAAUAAAUUUCAUUAUCAUUACAAUUAUUUAAUCUUAAGUAAGCUUGCACUGGCAGUGACAUUUCCAAAAAAGUUUUCCCCCUUGAACAUUGUCAGAGGCGAAACAAUGAAGUUCGUAGGUGAUCCUGAGCUUUUUGUAGAGCUAGUUACCAAUAACUAUAGUAGUUGCAUUGCAACCUAGCUCAUAAUUCUGAAAGGGGAGAUGUUAGAGAAAACUGUUUAUGAUGCAAACUAGCUCUUAGGCAGCAGUUUAGCAUCGACUGCGGGUACCCAGGGUGGGUGCACGCCAGGUUGCGGUGUGUGUGUGUGUGCCAGCCUCUCCCCACACUGCCAGAGCGACCCCCACUGGAGCAAAGCAGGGCUGCACUGAGUCACCUGUCCGCCCAUGCAGGGGGGAGCCCUGCCAGCCGAUGUGGCCUUGGUGGGCAGAGAGGGGCACUGGGUUGGGCUGUGCUGGGGGUGCCUGCAUGGUCACGCCUGCUUCAUGCCGCCUCAGAAAUUGUGCUCAUGGACUCCCUGGCACACACACACCCCCCUACGCUACAGCCCUGGCUCUUAGGCACAGCAACUUAUUUCCUCUCUCUCUCAGCCAGUUAUAGUCUCCUGUGUGUUCUUUCAGUAUUGAGGGCGAGAAAAUAUUCCUUAAAUCACAACUUUUGAUGCCCUCUGUAAUCUGUAGAGACUUACAUUUUUGGAAAUUGCUUUUGGAAAUGGUUUUCCUGAGUGUUCUCUCCUGAAUCUGUUUUCAGUGCGAUAACUGUGGAAUCGAUCCCAUUCAAGGCAUUCGGUGGCACUGCCGAGACUGCCCUCCAGAAAUGUCUUUGGAUUUCUGUGAUUCUUGUUCUGACUGGUAAGCAACAUGCAUCUAUGACAAUUACUAACAAUAAGCUUAAGACGGAAAUCCGAUGCAUGCUUUUCUCAGUGGGUCUUGAUCUCUGAGUAGAGGACUAAAAUCACAUGUAAUUUCUCCCCCUCCCCCAAUUUAAAUCAUGAUAUGAAAUGCAUACCAGAAAGUUAUAUAAAUUUGCUGAGGAUAAAAUAUUGUAUGCAUCGGGUAUAAUUAUGAUAUUUUGUAGGGCAUUUUUGACAAAUGUUUAGUGUGAGAAUUUUUGACAAAUGGAAUACACCCAUGGAUUUCUUUGUGCGGAAUUUCAUACUUAUCAAAUAAUGCUUCUUCCUUUUCUUUCAGUCUGCAUGAAACAGACAUUCACAAGGAAAGUCACCGAUUGGAGCCUAUGUACAGAGCAGAAAUGUUCUUAGAUAGAGACUACUGUAUGUCCCAAGGCCCCACUUAUAAUUACCUUGACCCCAACUACUUUCCUGCAAAUAGAUGA
Podarcis lilfordi (Lilford's wall lizard) is the source of this 21651-nucleotide messenger RNA. Lineage: Eukaryota; Metazoa; Chordata; Lepidosauria; Squamata; Lacertidae. The record is from the annotation of a GenBank genome assembly.